UUUUCAACCAGCUGCAGAGCUGCCUCCGCUCUGCUCUGCGCGUACGUAUUUCUCUCCCCUCUCUCUUUUUUUUCUCUUCUUCCUCCACACCAACCUUUUCCUCACCUGGUCUUCUCUUCCAAUUCGUGCACCAUUAGUCGCUGUCACGAUCGAUCGAGGGAGGGCGUCGCCACCCCUCCAAAUCUGCCUCCCCCCCAACCCCCGAGAUUUGAUUCCGUAAACACGCCGGCCGGGUUCUUGUUCGCGCUGCGCCGCCGUGAUACUUCGUAGCUGCGGCCUGCGGGGGUGGCUGGGCUGUGUUCUUGGAUCGGCUGGGAGAAGGCGCCGCGUGGCUCCUUUGGCUGGCUCGGGGAUCUUGCCUCGCCCGCCGCCGGGUUGAUCUCGUUUCCUCGGUACUAAAAUUGCAAACUUACAGCUGAUAGGAAGAAUCUGAGAAAGAAUGGGGAUGUGCUGCAGCAGAGCCACGUCUCCGGAUUCUGGUCGAGGAGGAGCCAACGGUUAUGGCUAUUCUCACCAGGCAAAAUCUGCUCAGGCGCCUCCCAGCUAUAACCAUCCUCAGCCGCCACCGCCAGCCGAGGUGAGAUACACACCGCCAGCAAUGAACCCUCCGGUUGUCCCACCUGUGGUUGCCCCACCAAAGCCCACCCCAGACACAAUUCUUGGAAAGCCGUAUGAAGAUGUGCGCUCGGCUUACUCCCUCGGAAAGGAACUUGGCAGGGGACAGUUUGGGGUGACAUACCUGUGUACAGAGAUCGCUACUGGUAAGCAGUAUGCUUGCAAAUCCAUCUCGAAGCGCAAGCUUGUAAGCAAGGCUGACAAGGAGGACAUUCGCCGGGAGAUCCAGAUCAUGCAGCACCUAUCCGGACAACAAAACAUAGUCGAGUUCCGGGGAGCAUACGAGGACAAGAGCAAUGUCCAUGUUGUGAUGGAGCUCUGUGCUGGUGGGGAGCUGUUCGAUCGUAUCAUAGCCAAGGGGCACUACUCAGAGCGUGCGGCUGCUACCAUCUGCAGGGCAGUGGUGAAUGUUGUCAACAUUUGCCAUUUUAUGGGAGUGAUGCAUCGCGACCUGAAACCAGAGAACUUCUUACUUGCAACCAAGGAAGAGAAUGCAAUGCUCAAAGCCACUGAUUUUGGGCUCUCAGUUUUCAUUGAAGAAGGAAAAAUGUAUAGGGACAUUGUUGGAAGUGCUUAUUAUGUCGCUCCUGAAGUUCUUCGGCGAAAUUAUGGUAAAGAGAUUGAUGUAUGGAGUGCUGGUGUUAUUCUGUACAUUCUUCUCAGUGGUGUUCCUCCAUUCUGGGCUGAAACUGAAAAGGGAAUAUUUGAUGCUAUUCUUCAAGGGGAGAUUGAUUUUGAGAGUCAGCCAUGGCCAUCGAUAUCUGAGAGUGCUAAAGACCUUGUUAGAAAGAUGUUGACACAAGAUCCAAAGAGAAGAAUUAGUUCAGCCCAAGUUCUUCAACAUCCAUGGCUAAGAGAAGGAGAAGCAUCUGACAAACCUAUUGACAGUGCUGUUCUUUCUAGGAUGAAGCAAUUCAGAGCAAUGAACAAGCUGAAAAAGAUGGCUCUGAAGGUUAUUGCUUCAAACCUUAAUGAGGAGGAGAUCAAGGGCCUGAAGCAAAUGUUCACAAACAUGGACACAGACAACAGCGGGACCAUCACAUAUGAAGAACUCAAAGCAGGAUUAGCCAAGCUUGGAUCAAAGCUGUCAGAAGCUGAAGUAAAGCAGUUGAUGGAAGCUGUAUGGCACCAAUCCUGGACCAUUAGCAUUUCUCUGAACCAUCAUUUAUUGACCUUCUAUGCUAACCUUCUUGUCCAUUUCCAGGCUGAUGUGGACGGCAAUGGAUCCAUCGACUACGUUGAAUUUAUCACGGCCACAAUGCAUAGACACAAGCUCGAAAGAGAUGAGCAUUUGUUCAAGGCAUUCCAGUAUUUUGACAAAGACAGCAGUGGCUUCAUCACAAGAGAUGAACUGGAAUCGGCCUUAAUAGAGCAUGAAAUGGGCGAUACCAGUACCAUCAAGGAUAUCAUAUCAGAGGUUGACACUGAUAAUGAUGGGAGGAUUAACUACGAGGAGUUUUGCGCUAUGAUGAGAGGAGGGGUGCAGCCGCCUAGGCUCAAGUAGUAUAUGUUUCCUUGUAGAAAAUGUACCAUCACAUUAGUAAACUGUUUUCCUCUUUUUUUUUGUUCUUUUUUUUUGGGGGCAUGGAUGGUAGUCGAUUGUCACUUGCUAGUCGACGGAUAAAAGGUUUACUGUGGACGCAGCAUUUGCAUUGUUGAGAUGAUUGUGUAUAUUUUCUUGCCUUGUUUGCUUGCGUAUGGUGUUUGCUGUAGUAAUUUGAACGGUUCUCCCCUUUUGUAAGUUGGUUUAUGCAAGUACACAUAAUAAAAGCAAUUUUUGCAUCUCA
Molecule: messenger RNA, 2402 nt
Organism: Oryza brachyantha (malo sina)
Lineage: Eukaryota; Viridiplantae; Streptophyta; Magnoliopsida; Poales; Poaceae
Product: calcium-dependent protein kinase 19
Exons: 8
Coding region: 440-2119 (559 amino acids)
Biological process (GO): protein autophosphorylation; intracellular signal transduction; peptidyl-serine phosphorylation
Cellular component (GO): cytoplasm; nucleus
Molecular function (GO): calmodulin binding; calcium ion binding; calcium/calmodulin-dependent protein kinase activity
Source: RefSeq, a predicted model, not a curated record